This is a messenger RNA of Lolium perenne, 1127 nucleotides long. RefSeq names its product peptidyl-prolyl cis-trans isomerase FKBP16-3, chloroplastic. Gene Ontology annotation, molecular function: peptidyl-prolyl cis-trans isomerase activity. The record is from RefSeq and is a predicted model, not a curated record. NCBI's taxonomy places the organism in Eukaryota, Viridiplantae, Streptophyta, Magnoliopsida, Poales, Poaceae.
GUGAAUUGGUGCGUCAUGCGUGGUGUUGCGCGCGUGCAGCGAGUGGUGGAGACCGGAGCCCGCGGCUUCCGUUCUAUCCACUCCGCCUCUUCUCCCGCCCGCCUUCGUACCUACGGGCUCCUCUGUCUCCUCUCCAUGGCCGCCACCGCCACCGCCUCCCCCUCCGCCUCGCCGCUCCUUCUCCGAGCGCCGAGCUCCGCCUCCAGGGCGUGGCUCCGCACCGGCGGAAAGGCGUCGUCUUUCAGAGGUAGCAAUUGCAGGGCGCUGAGGUGCACGGAGGCGCCAUGCCGCUGCAGCGCUUCCACUGCAAGCUCGGGGCAAUGCGGAGGGGCUGACGACGGCAGAGUCGUCGUCUCUAGCAGCAGCAGCAGCACCCGGAGGGGCAUGAUCGGCGCGGUGGUUCUUGGUGUGUCGUCGUCUGCGCUCUGCCUGCAGGCCGCGCUCGACGCCGUCGCCGGGGGCCUGCCGCCGGAGGAGAAGCCCAAGCUCUGCGAUGACGCCUGCGUGAAGGAGCUGGAAAAUGUGCCUAUGGUGACUACUGAAUCUGGUCUGCAGUACAAGGAUAUCAUAGUCGGCCAAGGGCCGAGUCCACCCGUCGGUUUCCAGGUUGCUGCAAAUUGCGUCGCCAUGGUGCCACCUGGGCAGAUAUUCGACAGCUCGCUGGAGAAAGGCCAGCCCUACAUAUUCCGUGUUGGUGCAGGACAGGUGAUAAAGGGGCUCGAUGAAGGGCUCCUGACGAUGAAAGUUGGGGGAUUGCGUCGGUUGUACAUACCCGGUCCGUUGGCAUUUCCUAAGGGCCUUACUUCAGCUCCUGGAAGGCCAAGAGUGGCCCCAAGCAGCCCCGUCAUAUUCGACGUCAACCUAUUGUUCAUACCAGGUCUUGAUGAUGAGUGAAAACAAUUGUAUCAAACAUUUUACAGGAGGAAACUGAAGCCAACAGUUUACUGUUUUUGAAUUACCAUGUAUGUAGAGUGACAAUUGUUUCCGGCAGAAAAUUAUAAGGCAAGUACAUAGCAACGUUGGUGGUGACUGGAAUGGGUAGCCUCAGUUAUACAAAGAUAUGUGCUAAUUCUUCUACUAUCUUGCCUAGUGUUUUAUGGGAAUAUUUGAUGUGCUCAAGACCUUCA